Molecule: messenger RNA, 2367 nt
Organism: Candidula unifasciata
Lineage: Eukaryota; Metazoa; Mollusca; Gastropoda; Stylommatophora; Geomitridae
Source: the annotation of a GenBank genome assembly
AUGUCCUCACAGAUCAAAUCUAUACAAGUGAUCAUCCAAGAGACGUCGAAACAGGAGGGAGAAACACACACACGAUGGAAGAUCAACAGAAAACUACUGCCAUUAAAAAUGUACUACUUCUUCUUCUAUGGAGCCAGCGGCUCCUUCAUUCCGUUUAUCACCGUCUACCUCAAGCAUCUGCGGCUGAGCGCCUCCGAGGCUGGAAUCAUCACCGGCCUGUCCAUGCUGUUCGCCAUGUUGCUGAGAGCCCUGAUCGCCAUGUUAGCCGAUCGGUUAAGCGCCAGGAAGACAGCCUUGUUGAUCUGUUGUUUGGGUUUUGGACUUUCCUUCUUCUCUAUGUGGUUUAUCCCGCACAGAAUCCUGCCACUGGAACCAUCUACAAACUACAGCAGUGGCAGAUCUGUUGCUCAGCAACACCAGCAAGAUAACAUCGACACCUGGACUUGCUGGACAGAGACUGGACAAGAAAUCUGCAGCUACCCAGCAAGUCUGAAUUCUUGCUGGUGUAGAAUCGCUGACAGCAAAAAUAUGAUGAAUAUGACUGUAUAUCAUCGCCGGGAUGCAUUUGGGGCAUUUCAAACAGAUGAGCAUGACUUCAAUGUGUCUGACAUUCAAAGACACCAAGCAGUUAACAGUACUGAAUAUACCAUUGAUAUUCCCCAUCUAGAUCUCAAUGAUAAAGUAAAUCAGCAGAAAAAUACAAAGGAAAUAUUCUAUGAAUUUAAUGAUCACUCUGUGCCAUGUUUUUACAUAGAUUGUGAAAGUGAACCUGUAAAAACAUCACCCAAAUCUUUAGAACGUUUAGAAGAUGCAGCAGUGUUACAAUUUAAAGACCAGGAUAUUCGUACUGUCAGUAGUCCUGCGGGGAAUUUACAUCACCGAAAUCCGUCGUAUGAAACAUCAAGAACUGGCCAUAGCACAGUGACAUGUUUAUUAAAUUGUACUCGAACACAAAUGACUAAGAAUACUUUCCAUCGUGAGAAUCCUGGCCAUGAGUUACUAAAUGUUACUGAAGAAAAGAGAUCUCUUUCCAGUUCCCAUCACAGAAUUAUUCCAGAUUUGGCAUUUUCACUAUCAUUUCUUCUCCUCAUUACUGGAAAAUCCCUGUACUCAGCUUCGACGAGUCUCAUUGAUGCGGUCACAUACACCAUAUUGGGGCCUUAUUCUUUGAAAUGGGGCCAGCAGCGACUGUGGGGAACCAUUGGCACGGGAGUCAUUGUACUGUCCAUUACAGUGGUCAAUGAUAGUCGCCAGGUGGAGAGUUUUUCUGGAUUGUUUAUCGGCUGCAUGGGACUGAGUAUUCUGGCAUUUCUGAUUGGCUUGUUCAAGCUAAGGGCAGACAAGAUACCAAAAAACAAGAUGUUCUUCUCUGACUUAAAGAAACUGCUCAGUAGUGGUGCUGUACGGCUGUUCUUAGUCAAACUGCUGUUCUAUGGCAUCAUGGCAGGAACAGCGCAAAAUUUUAUAUUUUGGUUCUUGGUCGACAUUGGAAGUGCCCAAAUUACCCUGGGUGUCUGCCUUCUUCUGUACUGUGUGGCUUCGGUGAUAAUUCUCAGAUGUUCACGCCUAGUUCUGCGAAAGCUCGGUCAGAUUAAAGUCAUGUAUCUGACACUUGUUGCCUAUGCCAUACGGUACCUAGUGUUGUCUUUCCUGACUAAUCCUUGGAUGGCGCUGCCUGUGGAGGUCCUGCACGGAGUGACUUACUCUUUAUUCUGGGCAGCGGCUUCUUCAACAGCCAGUAUGGUGGCACCACCUGGUACACAAGCUUCAAGCCAAGGGCUGGCCGGAGCUAUGUACUGGGAUUUAGGUAGAGGUAUUGGAAUUGUGAUAGCAGGACAGUUGCUGCAUUUGUUCGGUGCUAGAUGGACCUUUAGGGUCUACAGCUUGCUCUGUGUAGCUGUGCUGCCUGUGCUUUGGAUACUUGAUCGAACUUGGACACUUCAGAAGUUGCAGUUUAGGCAACCAGAUGACGAUAAAGAUACUCAGGAGGAUUCAAAAAAUGAUUUUCUGUCUUGCAUGGAAAUUCAGGAACCCAAAAAUGUUUCUGCUGUGGAUGACAAGAAUGCUCAUUCUAGUGAUGUAGAAUUGGCUCAUACACAACAAACUUGUGUUGAUAAUAGGACAUUACACUCAGAAGAAACAACUACAGUGCCUGUGAACUCUUUUAUUGUUUUAUGCAGUAAUGAUGUUUAUACAUCUGAUCAGGUUUCAGUAAACAAUAGUGGAAGUCAUUCUACUCAACCUUAUGCAAAACUUUCAGAGAACAAAAAUGAUGAUAGUGUGUGUGAAACUGGAAACAUAAGUAUAUCUGUACAAAUUCUUGAGACUGGUGCAAAGCAAGAAUAUCGAGCAGAUGCUAGUCAUUAA